AUGUCUGCUCCAGAAGAUGAUUUCGCUAGUAACAUUGAUGAACAAUUACUCAACAGUGUUGAUUCACACCAUGACUCAAGAAUUAAGUUAGAGGAUAUUGCUCAAGCUGCUAAUGUAUCCGAGACAGCAAAAGCACAACAACAACAACAACAACAACAACUGCUGCAACAACAACAUAAUCUGCAACAACAGCAACAACAUAAUCAACAACAACAGCAACUGCUGCAGCAACAAGUUUUGAAACAAGAGCCCAAGCGCCAAAAUAGAAGAAACAAUAGGGCGUCUGCCAAUACAUUACCAAGUCAGCAUCAACCGCAACAAGCUUUAGAUGAAGAUGAAUUUAGAAAGUACCAGUUGCAGCAACAAGCGCAACAAAGUUCAGAGCAAUUUGUAAGACAACAACAGCAACAAGCAUUAGCUGCUGCUGCUGCCGCUGCCGCUGCUGCCGGAUUAAACAAUUAUGGUAAUCCUCAUCCUCGUCAACAACAUCAUGGAGGACCACAAUUACCUGAUUUAUCCGGUCCAUCUACUGAUGAAUUGGCUGAAUACAAUAUCCAAAUCCCCGAUCCCAUUAUUGAUAGCAAGCUGAAGAUUUACCCUGUUCAAGAAAACACCAUCACUGCUGAAGGUAAUUUAAUAACACGUGCAUACCCGGACCAAGUUUUCCAAAGUCGUGAUGAUUUGAAUGAAUUUAUUGCUGAUUUUGCUAGAGAUAAUGGGUUUGGUGUUGUUAUUGCUCAUUCUAACAAAAAGGCAAUCUACUAUACUUGUGAAUUAGGUGGUCGUUAUCGUCAUAAAAAGACAAAAAAGAUUGAUGAACUGAAACAAGUUGAUGUUGGUGAAGGAUACAUGUUGGAUCCAGAUACCAAGACCAAGAAAUUGAAGUGUCCUUAUUCCAUGACUGCUUCUUACAAGAAAUCAACUGGUAUUUGGACCUUGAGAACUACUUGUAAUGAACACAAUCAUCCGCAGUUGGAUCCAUUGAGUAACCAUCCUAUGCUUCGCAAGAGAAGCGAUGAGUUGAAUGUGUUGAUUUUAGAUUUGUACAAAUUGGGAACCAAACCAUCACACAUUGAGUCCAAGAUCAGAGAGCUGUAUCCUGAUCUUAUAAUUAAGCGCGAGGACAUUUACAAUGAAAUUAGAGGUUACAAACGUAAAUUGAAGAAGCAAAACUCCAGAUUUGGGUUCAACAAUCCAUCAAGGAUUGCUAAUGCUCAGUAUAGGAAGAAAGCAGCACAGCAAGCUGCUGCCGCUGCUGCUGCCGCUGCCGCUGGUGGUAAUGGUGGAGUCAUUGGUAAUGGAUCUGGAAACAACGAUACUGCCGAUGCUGUUGCCGCUGUCGCUGCAGCUGCUGAUGCUGAUGCGUUCUUGGGUGAUGGCCAAGACAUUGCCAGUUACGAAGCAUUCCAUAAUCAGCAACAGCAGCACAAUCAACAAAGCCAACGAAAUCAACAAGCUCAACACUUGCAACAACAGCAACAUCAACAUCAACACCAACAGAACCAAAAUCAAAGCCAAAGCCAAAACCAAGUUCACCAGCAACAACAGCAACAACAAGAUCAGGCGCAACAACAACAAGAAGAGUUUCAACGUCAGUUUGUUGCAGCUACCCAAGCUCAACAACACCAACUUGAUGAACAACAGUACCAGCAGUAUCAGCAACAUUUGCAAGACCAUGGUUUGAAUGAUUCUGAUGGCAGUGCUGCUGCUGCUAUCGCUGCUGUUGCCGCAGCUAAUGUCAAUGUCAAUGUUGGACGUCAAGACCAUCAUCAUCAUCACCAUCCUUAUCAAGAUAAUGGUGAUUUGUCUAUGGAUAAUAUCGAUUCGCGAUUAGUUGGAGAGUAA
This is a messenger RNA of Lodderomyces margitis, 1845 nucleotides long. RefSeq lists its product as uncharacterized. The record is from RefSeq and is a predicted model, not a curated record. The coding region runs from base 1 to 1845 and encodes 614 amino acids. The transcript has a single exon. Gene Ontology annotation, molecular function: DNA-binding transcription factor activity, RNA polymerase II-specific. NCBI's taxonomy places the organism in Eukaryota, Fungi, Ascomycota, Pichiomycetes, Serinales, Debaryomycetaceae.